ACAAAAGUCACACUGGGUCUUUAUGGGUUAAUACCAAUUAGAUGUCAGUGUCUUCUCCAGUUGUGUCAAACCUAAACGCUUGGGUUGUCCAAGUCUGUAACGACGCACCGAAGUUGUAAAAUCCGAGGUUCAUGGAAGGCGUCUGAAGGCCUCGUGACGUCACCGCUCCCCUGCGCUCUCUCCAUCAGCCAGUCAGAGAAGGGAUGCUCUGAACGCAAGACUGCAGCAUCUUCACGGACAAAACGUAGAGCAGGAAGAAAAAAAAAACAACAAAAAAAAAAAAAACAGCUCGAGUCUUUUCUUUCGGUCUGAUCCAUCCUCCAGCUCCGCGCGCGUCUCCGGACCGUCCUCAGCUCACGCGUCCGCCGUCACCCGUGGGUGUCCCGUUCAUGACCGGAGCCCGGACAGGAUAAAGCAGACAGAAAGCCAGCCUGCUGCCCGAGUCCCCUUUGGGAUUUUUUUUCUACUCUUCUUUGCUUCACUGACCUUUGUUUCCUUUCUGUGUUUCCUUUCCUUUCUGUCUUUCCUUUCCUUUCCUUUCUUCCCUUCGGUUCAUUUCACCUCUUUGUCUUUCUGUUUGGCUUUAUUUCCUUGCCCUGUUGGCCGCUGGUUUGCAGAGGAGCGCCACCAUCCUGCACCGCCUGACAUGCUUUUAUCCGGUCGCAGCGGAAUGACACACAUAUCUAACCCGCACAUCUGAAGGUUAAUGGAACACUGACGCUCCUGAUUUUUGCACGGGUUUUUUUAAGUAGCCUAGAACACGCAUCUGCAUCCUCAUCUGCAGAGGUUUGGGAUUUUUUUUGUUGUUGUUGGGUUCCUAUUUCUCUUGAGCCGAUCAUCCGUCCGCUCCGCCAGUUUCUUUCUUUCUCUCUGUCUUCUGCGCAGCAUCUCUUUACGCACGGCCACAGCGCGGAGAAAACGCGCAGCAUAUCAUCCCCCGUCCGUAAAGAAACAGGCGUAUUCUCCGAUUCCGAACCCGCUUUCGCCUCCUUCUAUUCCUCCUUCUCUUCCUUCUUCUUCUUCUUUUUCUUCAAGGACUCGGCUCUGUGUGUGCGUGUGUGUGCGUGUGUGUAAACGGCUGCGCUGCGUAAAAGAAAAACAACGGGAAAAGAAAGGGGGGAUUUAAACGCAACACAAGCAUCCAAGAGCAAGCUCGAAAAAUGAUGGCCGGCGGAGCAGUACAGCAAAACGGGAUUUUCUCAAAUCCUCACCACCACAAUCAACAACCACACAUGGAGUCCGAUCCACCGGAUUCGCGUAAAAGACCCCUGGAGACGCCGACGGAGGCCAGCAGCACCAAACGCACAAACACGGGAGUGGCCUUCCUGCAGCCCCUAUUUGAAACUGAAGGCAUUGUAUUCCCUCACCAAGAAACUGAGACUCAUGAGGAAGGCGAGUACUUCCUGAAGGUUUUGAUUCCCAGUUAUGCGGCCGGUUCCAUCAUCGGGAAGGGAGGUCAGACCAUCGUCCAGCUGCAGAAAGAGACCGGAGCCACCAUCAAACUGUCCAAAUCCAAAGACUUCUACCCUGGUAAGACACUAAUGCUGCUGAUGGAUGGAUGA
Sphaeramia orbicularis (orbiculate cardinalfish) is the source of this 1562-nucleotide messenger RNA. RefSeq names its product RNA-binding protein Nova-1-like. The coding region runs from base 1161 to 1562 and encodes 133 amino acids. The transcript has 3 exons. Gene Ontology annotation, molecular function: RNA binding. NCBI's taxonomy places the organism in Eukaryota, Metazoa, Chordata, Actinopteri, Kurtiformes, Apogonidae. The record is from RefSeq and is a predicted model, not a curated record.